This is a messenger RNA of Phanerochaete carnosa HHB-10118-sp, 3423 nucleotides long. RefSeq lists its product as uncharacterized. Gene Ontology annotation, cellular component: membrane. Bases 118 to 1893 code for a protein of 591 amino acids. The transcript is spliced from 18 exons. Gene Ontology annotation, molecular function: sucrose:proton symporter activity. Lineage: Eukaryota; Fungi; Basidiomycota; Agaricomycetes; Polyporales; Phanerochaetaceae. The record is from RefSeq and is a predicted model, not a curated record.
GGCCAGGAUGAGGGAGUACAGCUCGUCGGGAUUUCAAAGAUACUGGGCCCAGGUUGGCUCCAGCUACCUGCUCUGACGAUAGGGCUGCUGGGCGUCCAAGUGCUAUGGUCUGUCGAGAUGUCUUAUGGCACGCCAUAUCUAAUAUCACUCGGCUUGUCGAAGUCUGCAGUGGCCAUGGUCUUCCUAGCUGGUCCAAUAUCUGGCCUAGUCGUCCAGCCCCUCAUUGGUGUACUUGCGGACCACUCAAAGUCACGUUUUGGCCGUCGACGGCCGUACAUGAUCGGAGGAGUUGCGAUAUGCAUGUCCGCCAUGCUACUUCUGGGCUUCACUCGACCGUUCGCUACGAUCUUUACACCUACGGGGUCAGCUGCGAACCAGGUACUGACUAUUUGGCUGGCUAUUUUGGCCAUUUUCACCAUCGACUUCUCUAUCAAUGCGGUCCAAGCCGUGGACCGCGCACUUCUUGUGGAUACCCUCCCGCCUUCCGACCAGCCCGACGGCAAUGCUUGGGCGGCACGUAUGCUGGGUUUUGGUAGUGUUGCGGGAUACUUCGUGGGAAAUGUUGACAUGACGAAGGUUUUCCCUUUCCUGGGCGAUACCGAACUAGAGGUUCUCUCGGUUAUCGGGUCGUUUCUACUAGUUCUAACACACUGUGCGACAGCGUACAGUGUGAAAGAGAAGGUUGUCAUCAGCACAAAACAGACGGACAAGGGUCUGAGGAAAGAAUUCAAGGAGAUAUGGACCAAUAUCCGGACACUGCCUACGGUGAUACGCCAAAUUUGUAUAAUCCAGUUCUUCGCAUGGAUAGGUUGGUUCCCGUUAUUGUUUAACACGACCGAGUUCAUCGCGGAAUUACACCGGCGGUCGCACCCUAACAUGGAUUACGAUGCCGCCAUGGAGGAGGGCACACGCCUCGGCUCGCGCGCAAUGUUCUACAACUCCAUCCUUGCCCUAACAGCAAACCUUUUCAUGCCGUUCUUUGUUGCCGAGGCGAAGAGCAGACUGCGCAUGCAGAAUAAGUUCAAGAUGGCCGGGCAGAGUGUGUGGGUGCGGUGGUUCAACAAGCUGAAGAUGCACUUGGCAUCGUUAUGGGCUGCAUCGCAUCUAUUGUUCGCAAUCUGCAUGUUGGCAACGUUCUUCUAUUCCAGCGUCUGGGGCGCGACCUUCUUCACAACGCUAGCCGGGUUUUCGUGGGCUAUCACUCAGUGGGCUCCGUUCGCUCUUCUUGCCGAGGCGAUCCUCGAAGAUGACACUGAAAUCGAGGACGCAAACUCAAUAGUCCUCGACGAUACCCGCUCUCGGCGACUCUCUGGUCGGGGCGGUGGCGAAGAAUAUGAACGGCAAUUCCUGGUUGGCAACGACGAAGAUGAGGAGCGCGAAGGGCUCGAGGAUGAGGUACAGUCCUUCCGGUCGUCGGUAUCCAUGGACACGGAACAGGAGCGCGCAAAAGCCGAGCUGUUCAUGAACAACGCGAGCGCAAGGAGGAGCCACCUAAACGUCAAUGAUGCGUCUAGCUCAAGACUAUCUUUGCACGCUGAUUACGAAGAGAGCAUACCGAAAGAGAAGAAGGGAGGUGGACUUGCGGCGAAAGCCGGCAUCAUCCUGGGAAUCCACAAUAUCUUCGUUGUCAUUCCUCAGUUCGUGAUUACAGGCAUAUCAUCAAUUAUUUUUGCUCUCACAAGCAGCGGCGAAGUCGAGGACCAUAACCCCAGCGACCUUGCGACCAACGGCACGGUCGUCGAGCUGAUGAGCAGAGAGGGACCGACAGUCCGCACAGGAGGCCCCGAUUCGUAUGCAUAUGUCUUCCGCCUGGGAGGUCUUGCGGCGGUGGUCGCGUUCGUGCUUACAGUCAAGCUCUCGCGACACUUGCAACAUCAACAGCAUAGUCACUAGAGCAGCCUUGUAUUCCUCUCACAAGCUGUCUGCGCACAUUUCGGACGCUCUUCUCUGCUUCCUGAGAUUCCUGUAUUGUUAUCGUAAUUUGUACAUCUUGUUGCUUUCCUCUGCACCUUGUGAGUUUGUGUUGGUCCUUGCGUUAUAGUUAUGUUUGAGAUUGGUUAGAACGCGAAUUUUUUUACAGACAGAUAAGUUGUUGUGCUUAGAAGACGGUGCCGUCACUCUCGAUGUCAAUCGGAGGGCCUCCGGUCGCAGGGCGCUUCUGCUUGGCGAUUUCGCGUCCACCCUUCCAAGUCGCGCUCUCGAGGAUUUGGGCCAGGGUGAGCUGUUCCUUGGUAAGGCCGAGCUUUGAGCGGAUGCGUUCUCCAACACGGUCAAGUUCGAUGACAGUCAUUGCGCGCCAUUCUACGAUAGCAGGGUGGGAGGGCAGGAGGCACGGGAUCCCGGAGGCUGGAUCAGGGUACGCUGAUUCGGGCAGAGCCCCCUGCUUGAGGGUUAAGACACCAAAGUCCACUAAUAGCCCGCCGUUGCGAUACUCCGGAAGACCCGUCAUAUCCUCGACACCCUCAAACUUCCAUCCAAGUACCUUCUCGAUCGGCUCAAGCAGGCUGUACGUGAUCCACCCGGUGAGCUUGUGGAAUGGCACAAGCUCGUCGCCCUCGUGCGCGGCUUGCGGCCGCAGGGCCUCGCACGGCCAGACGUCGCCCAGACUGGUGCCUCCGAGUGUCGCGCGCGUCUUCGGCCAGAUGGGGGCGAGCCCGUCCAUGAGCGCCGCCCAGAGCGCGGCGACAGGGACGCGGCGGGUACCGUCGGCGCUGGAAAUGGACUGAGCCUCGAGGAAGUCGACGAGCCCACCCGGGCGCGCGUCGACCCCAAAGAACGUCGAGUUCGACUUGAGCGCGGUGCUCAGGUUCCGCAGAAGCGACGUGCGGCCCUCGAGUCCCACCAUGGGGUUCGAAGUCCUAACCUGCAUUGCAGCGGUGGUCUUCUCGGUCGUAACGCGGCUAAGGCCCUCAGCAUCUACCUGAUGCGGAUUAGAUGCAUCCCCGGAGAAAAAGCCCCCGAGAAACAUGCUGAAGCUGGCAACACCCAGUCCUUCUGAGCGGCUGAAGGACUUUCCAGAGGAUGCGUCGUGGUAGGACCAAGAUGCACCCGCACCUGCAUCCAGGAGCACAGAGACAAGGAACAAGUCGACAAGACGUCGGCAGAUCUCUUUGGUAUCCGGAGGGUUCGUUGAUGCCUUCCACUGGCUGAUCAGUGGCUCGACGCGCGGUGCGCCCGCAUCGAGAUGACGCCACCGUCCGUGAGGUGGAAUAGAUGCAAAGCUGGUGCCGAAAUCGCGCUUUAUAAUCUCAGUGCAGAAUGAGGCGACAUCGACCUCCUUCUCGGGAUGAUAGUUAAAAUACUGCAGUUUGCCCUCCUGCGCCAGUGCAUGCACCCGCGAGCACCUCUCGCGGAUCGCUGGCAGAGUGCGGAGGUAAGCCGCGGUCUGUUCGGGUGAAAGAGAUGUUAUCAUCGUGUUGCCCU